AUGGUGACCCUGGUCACACUUGUUGCCCAUUGCGUGGUGGGACAGGCAGUGGUGCUGAAAAAAAGCUCGUUUCUCUUGCUAUGGAGUCAGCUGCGGCCCGGAGCGUGGAAGGCAUACCUGCGGGAGACUGGGAGACUGGGAUUAAGAGGAGACUGUGAUGUGCUGGAGUGGGAGCCGGCUGGUUGGUUCCAGACCGUCCACCAGGAGAGCAGUGGAGUUCGGUCCGCCUUUGCUCAGCCCCCAAAGAAAGCCAGCCGUUACUCGACUCUUCUCCAACCUAACAUUCAUUCUCUGUUGUUGUCAGUGGCGGCACCUGACUUGCUGGAUCCUAAAUCUGCCGCUCAGAACUCCAAACCGAGGCUCUCGUUUUCCACGAAACCCACAGUGCUCGCUUCCCGGGUGGAGAGUGACACGACCAUUAAUGUUAUGAAAUGGAAGACGGUCUCCACGAUUUUCCUGGUGGUGGUUCUCUAUCUGAUCAUCGGAGCCACCGUGUUCAAAGCCUUGGAGCAGCCUCAUGAGAUUUCCCAGAGGACCACCAUUGUGAUCCAGAAGCAAACAUUCAUUUCCCAACACUCCUGUGUCAAUUCGACUGAGCUGGACGAACUCAUCCAGCAAAUAGUGGCAGCAAUAAAUGCAGGGAUUAUACCUUUAGGAAACACCUCCAAUCAAAUCAGUCACUGGGAUUUGGGAAGUUCCUUCUUCUUUGCUGGCACUGUUAUAACAACUAUAGGAUUUGGAAAUAUCUCACCGCGCACAGAAGGGGGAAAAAUAUUCUGUAUCAUCUAUGCCUUACUGGGAAUUCCCCUUUUUGGUUUUUUGUUGGCUGGAGUUGGUGAUCAAUUAGGGACCAUAUUUGGAAAAGGAAUUGCAAAAGUGGAAGAUACGUUUAUUAAGUGGAAUGUUAGUCAGACCAAGAUUCGCAUCAUCUCAACGAUCAUAUUUAUACUGUUUGGCUGCGUGCUCUUUGUUGCCCUGCCCGCGAUCAUAUUCAAGCACAUAGAAGGCUGGAGUGCCCUGGACGCCAUUUAUUUUGUGGUCAUCACUUUAACAACCAUUGGAUUUGGCGACUACGUUGCAGGUAAGUUUUUCCUGGCACCGACCCUACUUGCCUAG
Molecule: messenger RNA, 1116 nt
Organism: Leptonychotes weddellii (Weddell seal)
Lineage: Eukaryota; Metazoa; Chordata; Mammalia; Carnivora; Phocidae
Source: RefSeq, a predicted model, not a curated record